UUUUUUUUCUUUUUCAAUCAUGUCAAAACAAGAAAUUGAACACUUGAAGAACCAACUUGACUUGUUAACAGAUGAUAAUAAAAACUUAGACCAUGAAAUAGACAUGGCAAAGAAACGUCUUGCUUCUGUCAUGAGUGAAUACCAAGAAAAACAAAAACAAGUCGAUAGUUUAUCCUCAUUCUUAAAAGAGGAAAAAGCCAAGACACAGGAAUUGGAAGAAAUCAAAGAACAAACAGAGACACUUUUAAGCGCAGUAGAAGAAUUAGAAGCCAAGGAGGUGUUGUCAAAAGAAGAUAUAGAGCAAACAUACAAAAAGAGACGUGAGCAACAAGACAAGGAAAUAGCUUCAAUUAAAGCAGAAUUAGAAGAGAAACUCAAGCAAAAACAAGAAUUAGAAGAUAAAAAACAAUCAUAAAAAUA
Messenger RNA from Gilbertella persicaria, 420 nucleotides. RefSeq lists its product as uncharacterized. The transcript has a single exon. Bases 20 to 415 code for a protein of 131 amino acids. Lineage: Eukaryota; Fungi; Mucoromycota; Mucoromycetes; Mucorales; Choanephoraceae. The record is from RefSeq and is a predicted model, not a curated record.